GCUACCUGGGCGCUGGGAGGGCAGGGAGAGAAUGCUUUGAGCCGCUUAAGGGGGAGGAAGCUGGAGCUGGCCAGUUAGGAAAGCUGCGAUCAUUCCCCUUGGAGCCUUCCUAUGUACUCCUCCUCCCCCAAUUGGGAGACCCAGGACUCACCCUCAUCCAUCCCCCCCUCCCUCCUCUUCCCCUUCCACGACAAGUCCCCAGCCCCAACGGCUUGGGAGCACAGCUACAACACGCCGGCGCUCACUCCCCUCCACCAACCUGGAGUGACGCAGGCAGAGACUACUUAAGGGAGGAUUAGAGGCGGCAAGACGCGGAUUCCCAGUCUGCUCUGCUCCGUGCACUCAGGGUCGUGAUCCCCGCCCGGCCUCCGAGGCGGGAAGUAAGGCAGCAGCCAACACUCUUUAAGGCUGAAAGACCAGGGGCGGGCUGCCCUGGGACAGAGACAAGGCAGGGACCUUGGCUCCCCGCAACCCAGCCGACAGGGAAACAGGAGCAAGAGAUCUCUUUCAGCUAGCAGCAGCCUAGUGACCAGUACAUUCUUCCAGUCGCCCCCACCCCCUGCUUGGACAGAAGACACACAGGGAAUCUUCCCCAGGCUGGACAGCAACUGACCGGUUGGUGCCCUAGUCCCUGGACAGCACCAGCUGCUACCCCACGUCUCUGGACUCGCUUGUAUUCCCCCCUCUCUUUUAAGUGGAGAAAAAAAGAAAAAAAAGGGAGGGAGGGGGAAGAGUAGUGGAUUAGGUUUAUUUUGCUUUUAUUUUUGGUCUUUAGCCCCCUGUUGUCAGGUGGUGACUGGGGAAGGGGCCAGGAGCAGGGACGUGCCCAGCACUGCCCAGUCUUUGUCUGCUGCCUCCGAAUGCACAGCGAUGGGGGAAUGGACCAUCUUAGAGAGGCUGCUGGAAGCCGCCGUACAACAACAUUCCACUAUGAUUGGAAGGAUCCUGCUGACAGUGGUGGUGAUCUUCCGGAUCCUCAUCGUGGCCAUUGUGGGUGAGACAGUGUAUGAUGAUGAACAGACCAUGUUUGUGUGCAAUACCCUGCAGCCAGGCUGUAACCAAGCCUGCUAUGACCGAGCCUUCCCCAUUUCUCAUAUCCGUUACUGGGUCUUCCAGAUCAUCAUGGUGUGUACCCCUAGCCUCUGCUUCAUCACCUACUCAGUGCACCAGUCUGCCAAGCAGAGGGAACGCCGUUACUCUACUGUCUUCCUCGCCCUGGACAGGGAUCCCCCUGAGUCUAUUGGGGGUCCUGGAGGAGCUGGGGGUGGGGGUAGUGGUGGGGGCAAGCGGGAAGACAAUAAGAAGCUUCAAAAUGCCAUUGUAAAUGGAGUACUACAGAAUACAGAGAAUACUAGCAAGGAGAAUGAGCCAGACUGUCUAGAGGUUAAGGAGCUGGCUCCACACCCAUCAGGGCUGCGCACAGCAGCCCGAUCCAAGCUCCGUCGGCAAGAGGGCAUCUCCCGCUUCUACAUUAUCCAGGUGGUUUUCCGUAAUGCCCUAGAAAUUGGCUUCCUGGUAGGCCAAUACUUCCUUUAUGGCUUCAGUGUCCCUGGACUGUAUGAGUGUGACCGCUACCCCUGUAUCAAGGAGGUAGAAUGCUAUGUUUCCCGGCCCACAGAGAAGACUGUCUUCCUUGUGUUCAUGUUUGCUGUGAGUGGCAUCUGUGUUGUCCUCAAUCUGGCUGAACUCAACCACCUGGGCUGGCGCAAGAUUAAGCUGGCUGUGCGUGGUGCACAGGCCAAGAGGAAGUCAGUCUAUGAAAUCCGCAACAAGGACCUGCCUCGGGUCAGUGUUCCCAAUUUUGGCAGGACUCAGUCAAGUGACUCUGCCUAUGUGUGAAGGGAUGGAUGGGGGUAGGACUUGGGGAGAUAGCAAGUAGCUUCACUCUCUCCAUUAAAAUGUGGGGUAGGGCUGGUUCCAGAAAAACUUUUAGACAACAGCCUCAAGAAGGGGAAAAGAGAAGAAACUCAAUUCAGUAGAAACACUGGCAAAUGUCACACCAUUGACCCUACAGAGUCCAUGGGGUAGAGAAAAGGCUUUCUGUGAAAAUGGGCCCUCUUUAUCCGAUGGGUUGGUAUGAUCUGACUAGUAAUGGACACAAAAGAUGACUAGUUAGGACCAUAUUGAGCUUUGACUGGGCCAAGGACAUUGUGAAUGGUGGGAGUCAGAUAUUUUCUUGGUAUAAAAAUUGUGAUCGACCUCCUCAUUUUAUCCCCUCUUCCUGGAAACCAGGACAGGCAUCUCUGAAGUGCUCCUCUUCUUCUCCACCAGCAAGUCUAUCCCCAACACCCUGGGACAGCUUGUCAGCUUUUUCUGAUUUCGUACCAGUCAAGCAGAGGGAAUUUGGGGGGGUGCACUGUUGGGACUGGCUAUUUGAAGAGGUUUGCAUUUGAGCCCAGACUGAAUGGUCCCUACUUAUGAUGAAAACCUGUAGAAUGUCUCUGAUUUCCAAUUUUCUAACUCAAACUGCAUUGGUGCUGUUUAUUAGGGGCAAGGGGUGGGUGGGAAGGGUAUUGUAAUAUGCAAAUACAAAAAUACUUAUAGGAGGGUUGUUGCACUGUUUGGAACGAAUCAUGAGCCCCAGGAACAUCUCUGCUGCCUAGCUCAUGAAUUUUUGAGAGUGUCCUUUUUUUUUUUAAAUUUUGGAAGUCUAUCAGAGCCACAGAGUUUGUAACUUGGUGUAUCUCACUUGCUAUUUUCUAAUGUAGUUCUCUUGCACAGCACUACAGAGCUUGAUUUUGCCAUGUUUUGGAUUUGCCUGUGUGCUCACACCAGAGACCUUAAUCAUCCCAUGUGAAUUCUGAACUCAUUAACUUUGUCAAUUCUUUAAACACACACACACACACACACACACACACACACACACACACACACACACACACACACAAACACCCUAGCACUGGCCUAAGUAACCUGAAACUAAAUACUAUCCAGCUAACUUAUGUGUUUACUGAUACUUAUUUGAGACAUAUACCAAAGGUUCAAAAGUCAUUGCUUUGGACUGUGAAUAAAUGAUACCUUCUCUCUGCUCUUAUUAAUUUAAGUGCCAUAUAAUAACCUUGAAUAUUUCACUAUGUGUUUAGUCAAAGAGUUGGCCAGGGGUACCAUUUGGAGUGAUACGUUUUUAUGAAACCCUUUAUUUCCUUUACAUUAUGACCCUUGAUUUAGAUAUGACAAUGGUGUAACAUACAACAGUGAUCCAUCUCAAAUAAAGGACUUGCCUUUUUUUGUAAAAACAGGACUUUUUGAGCUUUCUUUCUCCUUUUUUGGGGGCUUCUUUUAUUUAUAGAAACCCUGAAAAUAUUAUAUUUAGCAGAGAACUGGGAGGAGAGGACAGCUUAAUCAACUUUAUUUGAUGAUGCUUCCAAAUCCCAAAUAGUCACUCAAACAUGAAUAAUGUUUCAGAGACCAGUGUAUUUUGUGACAUGGGAGAUGGGGGUUAGAAGUGAGGUCUUAGAAUUGUGAGUUACCUCAUGUUUAACUUCUCAUUUUGGUUUUCCAUCUGGAUGCUCUCUGGGUGUCUGACAAAACUUCUCUCAAUGUAUGUUCCAGUAACAUAUCAUAAGUUAGCCAGUAGGAACUGGUUCAAGGAGUUGAAUGGGUUCUGUUUCCACUACUUUAACAUCUGUAAAAGACUUUUGGAGGGGACAGCUAGAUGAUGCAAUAGAUAAAGCACCAGCCCUGGAUUCAGGAGGACCUGAGUUAAAAUCCAGCCUCAGACACUUGACACUAGCUGUGUGGCCCUGGGCAAGUCACUUAACCCUCAUUGCCAUGAAAAAAGGACUUUUGGAGCAGAUACAGUAGAUCUCAUGAUCUUUUCUUCCAGGCCCCACAUUCCCAACUGGAUUUUUUCCUGGAAAAAAAGAAAACUCCAUCUGCCUUUUAAUCUAUUACUUUGUGUUAGAAUGUUUCAGAAGGGAAUGUUUCUUCACUGCCUGAAAAUAUCCGACAUUGUAGAGCUUUCCAUGUUCUUAUUUGUGAUAAUAUUCUUCACUAGCGUGUGAUAUCAGGUUCAGUGGACUUAGUAGAGUAUUGAAAAAAGUUCUAGACUCAAAGUUAAGAAACUUGGUCUAAGUCUGAGCUCUGCACUCCAUUGGCCAAUAUAAUAGAUAUAAUACACUACCCAUUUCCCAGGACUCUUGUGAGCAUCCAAUCUGAUAAUGUAUACAAAGGUCCUUUGUAAUUAUAAAAUGCUAAAAGUUUGUGAGUUAUUAUUAUUAUGUGCUCAUAAUUUGGUCAUUCAUUGCAAAACUCACAUGGAAUUUCUUAGCUGAUUGUUAUACAGAUACAUGAGAAUCUUAUUUCAUUUUUA
This is a messenger RNA of Dromiciops gliroides (monito del monte), 4312 nucleotides long. It is a transcript of the gene GJD2, whose product is annotated as gap junction protein delta 2. The transcript is spliced from 2 exons. The record is from RefSeq and is a predicted model, not a curated record. Gene Ontology annotation, cellular component: connexin complex. Gene Ontology annotation, biological process: cell communication. Bases 871 to 1839 code for a protein of 322 amino acids. Lineage: Eukaryota; Metazoa; Chordata; Mammalia; Microbiotheria; Microbiotheriidae.